GGCGUGAGGGGCGAGGUGGACGGGCGUGUCCGGGCGGCCGGGCCGGCGCGGACAGCGGGGCGCGGACGCCAACCUCCCGUCGCCCGGUCGCCAGAACCUCUCUUGGCGGCUGGGCGCCCCUUAGGCUGCCUCGGCUCCAGUCGCCUGGGAUGCGAGGAGGGGAUUUAAAGGUCCCCGGAACCCCUGGGCGGCUUUCCCGGUGUUUCCCUGCCGGGGCGUGCUCCCUUCUUCUUCCUGGAUGGAGAGGUGGUGCCAGAUUUAUCUAAUUGCCCAGCUACCGCUGAUGAAGAUAAGUUGGAGAAACUGCUGAAACCGAAUUUUAUUGACCAGAAGACAAGUCCGUUUGUUUCACUUCUUUUUGUUUUCCCUGCUGCUUUGAGCUUUACUGUAACGGCUGAAAAACUUGGAAAAUAAAAUGAACAUGCUGUGGUCUUGAACAUAACUUUUUUUUUUUGAGGAAAAAUUAAAGUGCCUGACUGAAAGCCAGAAUGGCAUCCAGAGAGAGGCUCUUUGAACUUUGGAUGCUUUAUUGUACGAAGAAAGAUCCAGAUUACCUGAAGCUGUGGUUGGACAAUUUUGUUUCUAGCUAUGAACAGUUCUUAGAUGUUGACUUUGAAAAGCUGCCUACCAGGGUAGAUGAUGUGCCUCCAGGAAUAUCGCUGCUUCCUGAUAAUAUUCUGCAGGUUCUGAGGAUCCAGCUUCUGCAGUGUGUUCAGAAAAUGGCAGAUGGGUUAGAAGAACAACAACAAGCCUUGUCAAUUUUGCUUGUCAAGUUCUUCAUUAUUCUUUGCAGAAAUCUGUCUAAUGUGGAAGAAAUUGGAACGUGUUCAUACAUUAAUUAUGUCAUCACUAUGACAACACUCUAUAUUCAGCAAUUAAAAAGCAAAAAAAAAGAGAAAGAAUUGGCAGAUCAGACAUCUAUUGAAGAAUUUGUGAUCCAUGCGUUGGCAUUUUGUGAAAGUUUAUAUGAUCCGUAUCGAAAUUGGAGGCAUAGAAUUUCAGGACGAAUCCUUAGUACUGUGGAAAAGAGCAGACAGAAAUAUAAACCAGCUUCUCUCACAGUGGAGUUCGUCCCUUUCUUUUAUCAGUGUUUUCAAGAGAGUGAACAUCUCAAAGAAAGUCUUAAGUGUUGCUUACUGCAUCUCUUUGGAGCCAUCAUAGCUGGUGGGCAGAGGAAUGCUUUGCAAGCAAUUUCUCCAGCCACCAUGGAAGUUCUUAUGAGAGUUUUGGCAGAUUGUGAUUCCUGGGAGGACGGAAAUCCUGAAGAAGUGGGUAGGAAGGUAGAGCUUACUCUGAAGUGCCUUACAGAAGUGGUGCAUAUCCUUCUCGCUAGCAGCUCUGACCAGCGGCAAGUGGAAACCAGCACUCUUCUGGAGAACUAUUUUAAGUUGCUGAAUUCUGAUCAUUCAGCUUUACCUAAUCAAAGGAGGUCCAGACAGUGGGAGAGCCGAUUCAUAGCUCUGCAGAUCAAAAUGCUGAAUACUAUCACAGCCAUGUUAGACUGCACAGAUAGGCCUGUUCUUCAGGCCAUUUUCCUUAACAGCAAUUGCUUUGAGCAUCUCAUACGGCUGCUACAGAACUGCAAGCUGUUUUUAAAUGCUAACAAUAAGGUGGCAGACAAGAACGAGAAAGACCUUGCCAACAAAUUACUGACAGAAAUGAAUGAGGACCAGGUGUUUCAGGGACAGUUGGACUGUUUGGCUGUAUCGACCAUUCAGGCUUUGACGGCAGUCAUGAACAAAUCUCCAGCUGCUAAGGAAGUCUUUAAAGAAAGAAUUGGUUAUACACAUAUGUUUGAAGUAUUAAAAUCCUUGGGUCAGCCAGCAGUGGAACUACUUAAAGAACUUAUGAAUAUGGCUGUAGAGGGUGACCACACUUCAGUUGGGAUUUUGGGCAUUAGUAAUGUCCAGCCUCUCUUGCUUCUUAUCCAGUGGCUUCCAGAGCUAGAAUCCCAUGACCUGCAAAUCUUCAUCUCUGAUUGGUUGAAAAGAAUUUGUUGCAUUAAUAGGCAGAGUCGAACUACUUGUGUCAAUGCAAACAUGGGAAUUCGAAUCAUUGAAACCCUUGAUUCCCAUUCUUCCCUCCACCGAACUUGUGCUGAGAACUUGAUUGCACUCCAUGGUUCCUUGGGGAGUCAGUCAGUGAGCUCAGAAGAAAUCCGUCGACUGCUCAGACUGCUGAGAGUGGAUGAGUCUGAGUGUGUUCACCCUUAUGCCACUCCUGUAACUCGAGCAAUCCUGACAAUGGCCCGGAAACAAAGUCUAGAGAGUGCCCUCCAGUAUUUCAACUUGUCACAUAGUAUGGCAGGAAUUACUGUGCCUUCAAUACAGAAAUGGCCAGGGUCUGCCUUUUCUUUCAAUGCUUGGUUUUGCUUAGAUCAGGAUCAGUUGACUCCUGGCAGUGCUAACAAAGGAGGAAAAAGAAAACAAUUGUACAGCUUUUUUACAGGAAGUGGAAUGGGUUUUGAAGCUUUCAUUACGCAUUCAGGUACGUUGGUUGUGGCAGUGUGCACAAAAAGAGAAUAUGCAACAGUUAUGCUUCCCGACCACAGUUUCUGCGAUUCCCUCUGGCACAACAUAACCAUUGUUCACAUGCCUGGGAAAAGGCCCUUCGGUCAGAGCGUUGUCUUUAUCUACGACAAUGGACAGCAGAAGGUCUCUGCGCCUCUCAGAUUUCCUGCCAUGAAUGAAGCUUUUGUUUCUUGUUGCAUCGGUUCAGCUGGGCAAAGAACCACCACUCCUCCACCAUCCCAAAUCCCAGAUCCACCUUUUUCUUCUCCCAUCACCCCUCACCGGACGUCAUUUGGUGGGAUUCUGUCAUCAGCCUCCUGGGGAGGAACAAUUGAAAAAUCAAAACUGAUUACCAAAUUGAUAUCAGCUGGCACUCAAGACAGUGAAUGGGGAUGUCCCACAUCUCUGGAGGGUCAGCUAGGGUCUGUUAUAAUUUUCUGUGAAGCACUACAACCUCCUCAGGUGAAGGCAUUAUAUUUAGCAGGUCCCAACUGUUUAAGCCCUUGGAAAUUUCAAGAGUCUGACAUGGCUGACCUGCCGGGUAACGUCCUCCUUCACUACACUGCAAAGGCCUGCAAAAAUUCAAUCUGUCUUGAUUUAUCUGCUAAUUGUUUGCAUGGGAGGUUAACAGGAAACAAAGUAGUGAACUGGGACAUUAAGGACAUCAUAAACUGCAUAGGUGGAUUAAAUGUACUCUUUCCUCUCUUGGAACAAAUCAGCCACUCCAGUGAAGGACAGAUUGCUGAAGGAAUGAAUGAAAGCACAGUGUCUGAGUUGAUAACACCUGUGGAAGGAGAUUGGGUGGUAUUGACCUCCACAAAGGCAUCAGAGUCAAGACUAGAGAGAAAUUUAAUUGCAACGUUUAUCUUGAUUGUGAAACACUUUAUUCAAAGACAUCCUAUUAACCAGGAUAAUCUUAUUCACUCCCAUGGAGUUGCCACUCUUGGUGCCUUACUUCAGAAGGUGCCAAGCACCUUGAUGGACGUUAAUGUAUUGAUGGCAAUUCAGUUGCUAAUUGAACAGGUAUCAUUAGAGAAGAAUAUGCAGCUCCUGCAACAAAUGUAUCAAUAUUUACUCUUUGACUUCCGUAUUUGGAACCGUGGAGAUUUUCCCUUUCGAAUUGGUCAUAUACAAUAUCUUUCUACCAUCAUCAAAGACAGUAGGAGAGUUUUCCGAAAGAAGUAUGGUGUGCAGUUUCUCCUGGAUACACUUAGGAUUUAUUAUGGGAGUGAUUGUAAAUAUAGUGAGCUGUCUUUAGAUGAUAUUCGAACAAUAAGGACUUCUUUGUAUGGACUGAUUAAAUAUUUUCUGUGCAAAGGUGGAACUCAUGAAGAGAUACAAAGUAUCAUGGGUUACAUAGCUGCUAUCAGUGAAGAAGAACAGCUCUUUGGAAUUUUGGAUAUACUCUUCAGUCUCCUACGUACCAGCCCAACUAGAGGUCAGCUUUUCUUACUGCUGUUUGAACCAGGAAACGCUGACAUACUUUAUGCCUUGCUCUUAAACCAAAAGUACUCUGACAGACUAAGAGAAGUCAUUUUUAAGGUUAUGGAACAAAUGCUGAAAUGCACAAAUGUUUAUGAACGAAGUAAACAACGUAUUCGACUCCGAGAAGUUGGCUACUCAGGAUUGGGACUCCUUCUUAGUGAAGCACCCGUGAAUACUUCUCUCUUGAAAAACCUCACCAAUCAAAUUGUAAACGCAGAUCCUGCUAUUAAUUUCAAAGAUCUGUUAUCUGUGGUGUAUAUGUCCCGCAGAGCGCACAUCAAUGUCAGAGUGGUCAUCUGCAGAAAGAUUUUACAGAUUUUACAAUCCCAGCCAGAUGCAGCACAUCAAAUAUCUCAACAAGUGGGUUGGCAAGACACUUUAGUUAGGCUUUUUUUAAAAGCAAAUUUUGAAAAUGGAAAUACUCUUCAUAAGCACAGUAGGGCUGUUUCAAUGAAAGACAAUGAUAAAAAUAUAUCAGCUGACGAUAAUAAGAGGAACUUCGAUGAAAAGAUGGAUGAGGAAAAAAUCAACUCUUUUGCCUCCACUAAUGUGUCUUCAGAUCAGUGGAGUCUGGAGGAUAGACGCUCUCUAGACUCAAACACACCAUUAUUUCAAGAAGAUAGCUCUGUGGGAGAGUUGUCUUUCAAAUCAGAGAACCAAGAAGAAUUCUGGCAUCAUAGUCCUUCACACUUGAGUUUAGAUCUCAGUAGAAUUGACUCCUGUGAACUGAGUGACAGUGGAGGUCAAAUGCCAGACAGCCUGCCUAGCACACCAUCCCCCAUAGAGUCUACUAAAUCAUUUUCUGUGCCGUCUGACAAAGAAAGCAGCAUCACAAGUGACACGGGCUUCAGCGAUGACUUCUCUUUACUUGAAAGCCAGGAGAGAUGUGAGGAGGAGCUUCUUCAGUUACUGACAAACAUUUUGAGUUAUGUGAUGUGUAAGGGGCUGGAGAAGUCUGAUGACGACGCUUGGAUUGAGCGGGGACAAGUGUUUGCAGCGCUAACUAAACCAGGGAUAUCCAGUGAGCUGCUUCGACCAUCAGAUGAAAUAAAACUAAUUUUGCUGCAGAAGAUGUUAGAAUGGACAGUCACAGAGAACAGAGAGGCAAAAACUAAUCCGGUAACUGCUGAGAAUGCCUUCCGGCUCAUGCUGAUCGUACAGGACUUCCUGCAGUCAGAGGGGCUGGUUAAUCCAAACGUGUGGACGGAGAAGCUUUUAGAGAAUAUGAUGCAGCUCUUCGAUGGUCUCUCAGUUUGGUAUUCGGAAAGUCCAGUAUGGGUAAAACUCUCUCAAAUUCAAAUCCAGUUGCUUCUAGGAUUCAUUGGAAGGGGUAAUUUGCAGGUUUGUGCAAUGGCAUCAGCUAAGCUAAACACACUUCUUCAGACCAAAGUGAUUGAAAAUCAGGAUGAAGCGUGUUACAUUUUGGGGAAGCUGGAACACGUUCUAAGCCAGUCAGUCAAGGAGCAGACUGAAACCUACUCGUUUCUGAUUCCCCUUGUGCGUACCCUGGUUUCCAAAAUUUAUGAGCUGCUCUUCAUGAACUUGCACCUGCCUUCUUUACCUUUUACCAAUGGUAGCUCUUCAUUUUUUGAAGAUUUUCAAGAAUAUUGCAGUUCAAAUGAAUGGCAAGUUUACAUUGAAAAAUAUAUUGUACCUUAUAUGAAGCAGUAUGAGACCCAUACGUUUUAUGAUGGUCAUGAGAACAUGGCACUUUAUUGGAAGGAUUGUUAUGAAGCCUUAAUGGUGAAUAUGCACAAACGAGACCGGGAGGGAGGAGAAAGCAAGCUCAAGUUUCAGGAGUUUUUUGUGGAACCAUUUAAUCGGAAAGCACGCCAAGAGAACUUGAGGUAUAAUAAUAUGCUUAAACAACUUAGCAGUCAACAGUUAGCCGCUCUGAGACGCUGGAAGGCAGUACAGCUCUAUCUUACAUGUGAGAGGGGACCUUGGGCUGAAAGGAAACAAAAUCCAAUUCACUGGAAACUAGCUAAUGUAGAAAAUUAUUCCCGCAUGAGACUUAAAUUGGUACCGAAUUAUAACUUCAAAACCCAUGAGGAAGCUAGUGCUUUGAGAGAUAAUCUAGGUGUCCAGCACUCACAGCCUUCCAGUGAUUCAUUGCUUUUGGAAGUGGUGAAACAAGUAAAAGUUAGUGAUAUGGAGGAGGAUAAAUUAGAUCUUCCUGAAGAGGAAAUAACAGCCAGAGUAAAUAUUGAUGAGAAAGAAGAACAGGAUCAAAAAGAAAAAUUAGUGUUGUCAGAAGACUGUGAACUCAUUACAAUGAUUGAUGUGGUUCCUGGCAGAUUAGAAAUCACUACUCAACACAUUUACUUCUAUGAUGGCAGCAUUGAGAAAGAAGAUGGAGUAGGCUUUGAUUUCAAGUGGCCUCAUUCUCAAGUUCGAGAGAUUCACCUACGGCGUUACAACUUAAGGAGGUCAGCCCUCGAGAUUUUUCAUGUUGACCAGUCCAACUACUUUCUCAAUUUUAAAAAAGAGGUUAGAAAUAAAGUGUAUAGCAGACUGUUGUCACUUCAUUCUCCAAAUAGUUAUGGCACCAGAUCACCACAGGAGUUAUUCAAAGCUUCAGGAUUGACGCAGAAAUGGGUAAACAGAGAGAUAUCAAACUUUGACUACCUCAUUCAAAUAAAUACAAUGGCAGGACGAACUUAUAAUGACCUUGCACAGUAUCCUGUGUUUCCCUGGAUUUUACAAGAUUAUACUUCAGAAGAGUUGGACCUUAAUAACCCAUCUGUAUUUCGAGAUCUUUCCAAACCAAUUGGGGUAAUUAAUGAUAAAAAUGCCAAAGCCAUGCGAGAAAAAUAUGAAAAUUUUGAGGAUCCUAUGGGAACUAUUGAUAAAUUUCAUUAUGGUACUCACUACUCAAAUUCUGCCGGGGUUAUGCACUAUCUUAUUCGUACAGAACCGUUUACCACCCUCCACAUCCAGCUUCAGAGUGGAAGGUUUGACUGUGCAGAUCGACAGUUCCAUUCCAUCCCUGCUACCUGGCAGGCUCUCAUGGACAAUCCCUAUGAUGUAAAGGAACUUAUUCCUGAAUUCUUCUACUUCCCAGAGUUUUUAGAAAAUCAAAAUGAGUUUAACUUGGGUCAUCUACAAGUUUCCAAAGAACUAGUGAAUGAUGUCAUCCUCCCCAAAUGGGCUAAGUCAGCUGAAGAUUUCAUCUAUAAACAUAGAAAAGCUCUGGAGUCUGAAUAUGUUUCUGCUCAUCUUCAUGAAUGGAUAGAUCUGAUUUUUGGCUAUAAACAGAGGGGGCCGGCUGCAGUAGAGGCACUCAAUGUUUUCUAUUACUGUAGUUAUGAAGGAGCUGUGGAUCUGGAUGCCUUAACAGAUGAGAAGGAAAGAAAAGCCUUAGAAGGGAUGAUUAAUAAUUUUGGGCAAACACCUUGUCAACUGUUAAAGGAACCACACCCUCCUAGAUUAUCAGCAGAAGAAGCCGUGCAGAAGCAGACCAAAAUGGACACUCCAAGCCUAAACCUAUUUCAACACCUUCCUGAACUCAAGUCAUUUUUCAUAGAGGGAAUUAGUGAUGGUAUUCCACUAAUAAAGGCCAUUGUCCCCAAAAAUCAAUCUCGUUCUUUUAUGUCCCAAGGCAGUCCUGAAUUACUGAUAACAGUAAGCAUGAAUUAUGUAAUCGGAACCCAUGGGUGGCUGCCUUAUGACAGAAGCAUUUCUAAUUACUUCACGUUCAUCAGGGAUCCAACUGUGACAAAUCCAAAAACUCAGCGCAGUAUGAAUGGUCCUUUUGCUCCAGGGCUGGAGAUCACUUCUAAGCUAUUUAUAGUAUCACAUGAUGCGAAGUUGCUUUUCAGUGCUGGACACUGGGAUAAUAGCAUUCAAGUGAUGUCACUUACAAAAGGCAAAGUUAUUUCACACAACAUCAGACACAUGGAUAUUGUGACUUGUUUAGCUACAGAUUACUGUGGAAUACAUUUGAUUUCUGGUUCCAGAGAUACGACGUGUAUGAUAUGGCAGAUAACACAGCAGGGUGGUGUUCCUGUGGGCUUAGCGUCUAAACCCUUUCAGAUUCUGUACGGACACACUGAUGAAGUGUUGAGUGUUGGCAUCAGCACUGAGCUAGACAUGGCAGUGUCAGGAUCAAGGGAUGGCACUGUGAUUAUACAUACCAUUCAGAAAGGUCAGUACAUGAGGACUUUACGACCCCCUUGUGAGAGUUCUCUGCUCCUGACUGUUCCCAGUUUGGCUAUAUCUUGGGAAGGACACGUUGUCAUCUACUCCAGCAUUGAAGAAAAGACCACCCUCAAGGAUAAGAAUGCACUGCAUGUGUUUUCUGUAAAUGGCAAGUACCUACGGUCUCAAGUCCUGAAGGAACAAGUAUCAGAUAUGUGUGUAAUUGGAGAGCACGUUAUCACAGGCAGUUUGCAAGGGUUCCUGUCCAUAAGAGAUCUCCACAGUUUGAAUCUCAGCAUCAACCCAUUAGCCAUGCGAUUGCCUAUCCACUGUGUUUGCGUAACCAAAGAGCACAGCCAUAUUCUUGUAGGAUUAGAAGACGGCAAGUUGAUUGUAGUGGGUGUUGGCAAGCCAGCUGAGAUGCGUUCAGGUCAGCUCACUCGAAAACUGUGGGGAUCUAGCAAGCGGCUCAGCCAGAUUUCAGCUGGAGAAACUGAAUAUAAUACUCAAGAUCCCAAGUGAUUGUUCUUUCCAUCUUCCGUCAUGGAUAACUGAAACUUGAUUUAUUGCUUUGUCACUUUAACUACAUCUCUCAACUAUCUGAAUCGUUUCAGGGCUUUUAUCCCUGAAAAUCAUUUAGGAAUUACCAAAAUUUCAUAUGAUAUGUGUAUAAAGACGUAGGUUGUGACAUUAUCCACUUUAAAAAUUUCUGGUUGAUAUUAUUAAAUCCGAUCUUGUUAAGUAUUUCUUGGUCUACACUAAGGUGUAUUUGAGAAAAUACAUUUGAUAGAUUUAGUGGUCCAUUUCUAAAGAUCAUUAGAUCCAUUUUUAAAAACAAACUCUGAAAGGUACUUACUAUGUUUUAAAACAAAAAAGUCUAAAAAUGAAGAAGUUAGAUUCAGUUCGCUUAUUAUUCAGAACAACAAAGUUUAAGGUAUUUCUAAUAAAAGUACAGAUAAUGAGACAGUUGAGAGAUAUGGCUUUUAAUAUAUUCUUCUAUCAUCCUCCUGCUUACUGACCAUUAUAUUUAAAAAUACGUCAAUUUAUUUAUGGAACUCCUCGUUGGACGUAAUAUUUUAAAGGUAUCUGUUGCAUGCUUGGAUUUUCAAAACUCAGUAUAAAUUCCAGGAUUUCAUGAUAAGUUGAAAAUAAGACUAUUGAAACUGGUACAUUGGCUCAUUCCACUACUAAGUACAUUACUAAUGAGAAUUUACUGAAGUGUAUUAUUAUCCUUAAAUAAUAAAGAUUGAGUAGGAAUCAGAGAAACUGGAAAUACACUUUGUAGAUGUAUUUCAUUAGUAGUAUAAUUAAGGGAAAAUGUUGGUUAUGAUUUUGACAGUGGCUCAUUUAAGUAGCAUUUGCAGCACAAUUUGUAUCAGCAAAGCUCAAAAUUUCUUGGGGGUUUUCUUUACUAAGCAAAUACUGUGUUUUCCCUGAUAAUUAGAAGAGUUAACAAGCAUAUCCAAAUAUAUUACAUUUUUACCUAGGACUUCCAUGUGAUUGAUGUAUCAAUUGAAAAGAUAUGCAUAACUUAAACUAGUCAUUUAGAUAUAGUAAUUUUUAAAAAUAUGCAUUUCUGUUUCAUGUUCUGUAUAACUUUUAGGGUUACAAUUAAUAUACUAUACGUAGCUAAAUGUUACAUGCUUUACUAUUCAAGAUUUUAAAGCAAAAGGCUGAUAGGUUUGUUUUGGAAUUCAAAGAGAUUGUUAAACCUAGUGCUUUUAUAAGGUCGUCUUUUGAGUUAGGUCAGAGAGCUUUUACAACCGAGAGUGUCCUUAACCUGAGAUUCCAUGGGGUUUGGGGGAUUUCCGAAUCUCCUGAGGUUGUGUUGAAGUUCUGUGUGUUACCUGCACAUUUUUCAGGAGUGAAUGGUUGUGGGUCUUUAAGAGGGUCAAUGAUCAGGGGGGAAAAACACAGCUUUUUACAAUAAUAGUGUUUUUAAAAUAAUAAUAAUAUUUUUUUAUUACACAAAUCAUAGAUUUCCUUACGUCCCAUUGUCUUCUCAAUUGAAUCUUCGAGAAAUUUUCCUUCUGCAGUUCUUCUCUCCUGUUGCCCACAGUAUCUCAUACCCUUUACUUUAUAGCCUUAUGAGUGAGUAAAAAGUUUAUAAGAAGUAAAGAGUUCUGUUUAGGGAAGCUGUUUGAAUAGACUUCAUAUGUUUGAGUCAAGACUAAUAAAAAAUUAUAGAGGAAUUUUCUUCCCAGUCAUUUAAAAUCCUCUGUUUUAUUCAGUGAAAAACAGUUAUGUUUUGAGUAAAUAACACUGAAAUAAACUGGUGCAGCAAGUGCAAAUAGAAUGUAUGUAAAUGUGAAGGUUUCCUUUUGAGGACUUCAUGAGUUUGUGGUGAAGAUGUCUCAGAACAAGUCAAUAGAGAUAAUUAUGAUUUACUGAGAUUAUUGCUUCUGUUACCUUAUUUCAUUCUAUUUUCACUUAUCUUAUGUUUUUUAGGAGGUUUCAAGUCAACAGAACCAACGUGAUUGAUUUUUUUAAAACUGUUUGUAAAUCAAAACUUUGGAAAUGUUUUCUUUUGCUUAUUUAUUAAGAGAUUUUGGUAUAAGGAUGCCUUCUUUAUUUUUAAGGCCACUUAAUAUUGGUUUUGGAGAUUAUUUUGGAUGCUUAUAAGUUACGAAAAAGUUUAACUUAGAUUAUCAGGGGAAAAUUCCUAAAUUUAUGGUGUUUGACUUUCCUGCUUUUUAAGAUGGAAGAACUGAAGAGGCAGGAUUCAUUUUAUCACAGAAAUAGGAAGAAGCUUUGUUCACAGUAAAAUAGAAAUCCUACCUAGACUGAUAAUAGAUGUUCAGAGCAGGCAGUUAUUUCUUAUAUUACUUUUUCCAAAAAGUAAAAACCAAAAAUGUAAAAUUUUCAGGAAAAUCUUUGAGAAUGGAACUUAAAGUUUAUCUAUUAAAUAAGCAAACACAGUAGAACCAUUAGCUGAAUAAUCCUCUUUUAACCAAUUUUGCCCACUGAAUUAAAAAUCACUAGAUAAAAUCACUGGAAAGAUAUACUUUGGGCAAUUCUGGUGUAUUUAGACGUUAUCCAUAGAAAUUAUUUCUAUUUUGUAUAAUAGGAGAAAUUAACAGUAUCAUUAGAAUGGAAUAACAGGUGGACAUUUCAAUCGAAUAUAUCUUAACUUGGCUAUUAUAAAGUCUGUUGUCUUUGCAGCCAGAACUUUUUGUCUGCUUUUGUUUCUUGGCACUGGUGAUGAUGGAAAUAAAAACCUCAGCAUCCUGGUGACGGGGAGAGAUGUUGCCUGAGAUAAUGGUUUCACUUUCAGAAAGUGAGGUCAAAGUAUUAAAACAAUAAUAGCUGUGCUCACUUAGAGAACAAACAAGCUUUGUAAGACUUUUUCAACUCUUCCCAAUCAAUAUUCUGUCAUUACUUAGAUAAAAUUGGAGGAGAGAAGAAAAAGUAGAUAAGGGCAUGACAAUUAGGAAAAUGUAUGAAAAUGAAGCCUGGGCACUUGGUUUAAGGUCUUUUAGGCCCGUGAAGCUUAUGUGAGCUGUGAGUCAGCUUCUGUUUAUUAAUCUCCCUCAGGCCACAGCGCUUUUCUUGGGUCACAUCGUUCUGUAGGAGAGAAAAUGCCAAGUAUUCGUUUAUCGUUGUCGAGGAGCAUCAGUGAGCCUUCCUUUUUCUCUAUUAAGGCAUGUAAAAAUUAUCCUUGAAGAGCUGGUACUGAAGAUCAACUUGAUGCUUCUAAAGGAAUGUGUGACCCUAUAAUUAAUUAGAGUUUAGAUUUGAAAGUUGAAUCUUAACCUAAGAGUUUUUAUGUUUGCUUGAAUAGGAGUAGGCGGAGAAAGCUGUUAACUUGAAUACUAGAUUUUUAUUUAAUGAUGAUAGACUCAUGGCCCUUGCCUUACAUAUAUUUUAUAUUAUUAUUAUUCAAGAAGUCACUAAUGGAAAUCUUUGAAUUUAAAGAGGUUAGCUCCUUUUUUACAUAUUUAUAUUUAUAAAAUAUUAUUAAAUGAGUAGCAUUGUCUUUAUCACCUUUCCAAUGAAAAGAUGCAAGUGCAUGGAUUAUAUUAAAUAUAAAUAUUGUAUAUAAUAUAUAAUAUAAAAUAAUAUCAUAUAUGUAGUAUCAUAGGGUGUGUGUGUGCGGGCAUGCAUGCCUGAAGGUGAUUUCUUCAAAUACAUCAUUAAACUUGUCUUCCCUAAAUAAGUUCUUACUUGUCUUUAGGAUACAGUUUUUGACUGAUAUAGGAAGUGAAGUAUAUUCCUUUUCUUUUCUAAAUCUAAUCUGUCGUUUUCUUUUAUCAGCCAGACUCGUGUCUCGUCCUCAUUACUGUUCCCCUCAUCAGCUGAAGCUGUUCUUUCCCGGUAAUGACCAGUCUUAAACAUUUGCAUCACUCAACAAAUAGCCAUUCUCACUAUUUGUCUUGCCUGAUUCACUUCUCAUAUAUACUCAGCGUUUGAUUUGUUUUAAAUGUGACCCCACUGAGAACAUUGUUCUGGAGAGCUUUUUCUGAUGCCAUUAGGCAACAACAGUGUAGCGUUAUCAGUCAUCACUUCAAUAUUAUUAAAAUGUUGGCUGCAACUUGACUUCUUUAAUUGAAUCUAGCAUUUUCUAGGCUGGCGUUUCUUAAUGGAGGUUGCAGGUCAGACUUGUCCACGAACUUCUAUUAAUACACAGGAGUCCAGGUACUGCUCUGGACUUUCUGAAUCUCUUUACUUGAUAUUCUUGAUAUUAAAAAAAGUAUGACUCAGGAUUAUUACAUUAAAUCUUAAAGUAUUUUCCUCUAUAGAGAUUAUCUCCAUUCAUUUGUAUAAAUCAGAUCUAAUAUUUACAGGCUAAUUUGAAAAUAGGUUUAAUCAUUAUCCUUGGAGACAUUUUGUCUAAAGUUUGCUUGGAAUGGCUUUCUUCUCUUUGUUUUGUGUGCCAUAGAAACAGUCAGACUUCCUCUUCAGUUGCAGUAUUCUCAUCACAAGCCCUCUUCAGACCUUACACAUUUGAAAAUUAUAACUAAUAUUUGCCUCCAACAAAGUGUCCGUUUGCUUUUAUUAGUUCCUAGUGACUAUCAGUGAAUAUUUUGCAUAUUUGAAUUAGGUAACAUUUCAAAGUAUUAAUAAAAAGCAUAAGUAACAAAAUGCCAGAUUUAAAACAUAGAAUUAGAUCUCUUGUAGCCUUGAUGCCAGUAAUCAAUAGAUUUUCCUAAUUAAAAAGGAUUGGGCAAAUUCCCUAAGGACUUCUGAUGACUUCUGUAGGUACAGCCUCUGUAUGGUAAAUAAUUGAGAUCAAAGAUGAAAUGAUCUUUAAGUUAAAUAAUUAAGAUUAAGUUUAAAUAAUCUUUAAGUUUUCAAAUGAAAAGUCCUAGUAGUACAGAAAAUAAAGCAUUAACGUUUAAGAUACUUAGGCCUAUAUUGGAAAUGGUUCCAUUUUCUACAUUGAAAAUAUCCUCGAGUAUAGGAGUUAAUGUGAUUUUCUUCAGUAUAAGAAUCUUGAGUAAAAGUGGCUAUAUUGUCAAAUACUUUCCUGGGAGAUUGUAGUAAUCCGUCAGACACGUCUUCUUACAUUUCCUCAUUGACAUCUGUCACAUGUGGGUAAUUUCUAAACACCUUGCAGGAUUUGAAGCUAACGGUUUUAGUGAAAAAUAAAAGGACAGAGAUACAACUGUAUUUACUUUUGUCUAAAUGCCUAUAAUCUUAAGAACUGAAAAUUCAGAGGAAAAGAACAAGUAGAAGUUUACUAAUUCAACAUUUUUUUUCCAUGAUAUACUUUGAAUGUUUCCUUAGAAACUUAUUUUACAAAUAUUACCAUAAUAAUAAUAACAAUAACAACAACACAAUGUUGUUAUUGAAAGAAUUACCCAUUCAUUUUUCAAAGUUGACUGUGAGUGGAGUUUUGGGGGGGGGGGGGGGUUUUCACUUAUGAUGGCUGUCUCAUUAUUUAAAAUUUAUAACUAUUUUUGAAUGUGCAGAGUGAUUAGCUAUUUGUAACACUAUUCCGAUGUAGCGUUGUAAUUUGAAAAUAAAAAAACAAGUUAGGAUUUAGGUGGGAUGGAAAAAUUAUAUUUUAUUGAUCAAAAUAUAUACUUUUAAACAAGAAGUCUUAGUACAAUUGGGCCUUUUAAAAUUUUAUUUUGGAAAUAAUAUAUUUCAACAAUAUAUAUUAAAACUAGAGGUUCUCUGGUAGCCAGCGUACUAACUAGUUAAUGUUAAAAUGCUAUUUUUGCUAUUCCUUCUCUUGGAAACAUUUUCCCACACUAUGUGAGCAAUGUGUUUUAAGAUUUAGUGGGCUCAACCCUCAAAUUCAGCAAAUACUCCUCUUGCUUUUUGAAAGGAAAAACUUACCUGUGAUAGACAUAUUAUUUUGCUCUUCAGAAUACUAAAAUUAUAUUAAUCAAUAAACACUUUAGAAAGUGGUUCUGGUAAGGAGUUAUCAGUUAUCGGACUUAACUGAAAAAAAAAAUUCAACCUCUUAGUUUCUUAUAUAGGGAUUAAAGAAAAUAACUUUAUUUCUUCCUUUGGGAUUUUGAUUAUUUUUCUUGGGUAACUUUUAAAGUAAUUAUAGUAGUUUCCACACUUUUUCCAAAAUUAUGGCAUGUUACAGUAAAUCUUACUGUUAAAGGUCUUUCACAUUUUAGACUGGUUUUUUCCUAUUCUGCUUUGUACUGCUUUCUGUGAUUCGUAAAUACCGUCACCAAAAAGGUUUUGUGGCUGCUUACUGUUUAUUUUGUAGUUAGCUCUACAUAAGGAAAACUGUUAGAGACCGAUAUGGCUGGUCUGUUCUCUUCAGAAACUCCUAACAGGUCUGGCUUUCCUUGCCUUGGCUGUUUGCUUUUGUAGACUAGAAUGACAAAUUCAGAAAAAAGUAAUCAGAGACCUAGCCAGACAGUCAUUUUCUGUCAGAUGCCUUGCUGUACGUAGAAGUGAAUCCAUUAAGACAGGAAAAUAUCAAACGCAUAUGAUUUGUCUCUUAUGUCACUUUUUCUGGGACUCAGAUUAAAUCGGAGUAUUUCGGUGUUACCAUAGAGGGUGACAGUGACUUGAAUGCUUAUAUAUGCGCGUCGUCAAUUCAGAGGAGGAUUCUGAAAAUUCGGAAUUGUUAAAAAACUUGCAAAUCGUGCUGCUACUUAAACAUCUAAGGAAUUCACAAAAGUUGUGUCGUUAUCAUAAAUGUUCCUUCUCAUUUAUUCUACUGGAAUUGACAAUGAAAAAAGAUUAUUAAGCCUUAUUUAUAUCUAAUUAUUGACUGCAAACUGUGACUGAAUAUUUGUAUGCCAAAAAAAGGUUUUAAAGUUGAGAGUUUUAGACGUAAUAAAGAUGUGUAAAUACUUUUGAUUAGUAUUUUCAUUAUAAUGAAGUUACUGUUAAUUUGGUGCAAUAUAUUCUUCCCUUCCUCGUCCUUUUAAAAUUAAAUAUAUAAUAUGUAUGUUUUGUUUUGUUACAUUGAAAGCUGUUUGGAAAUUUUUCAGUGUGUGUAUAUGAGUUACUGUUUGCUUUGUUUCUGUAUAGCGUGAUUGAAGAUGAUAACUGAAAAUUUUGCACCCUUUUUAGUCCUUUGGAAAUUUGUAUUCUAACAGUUUUUAAGAAUGUGCAUUUAUUUUGUACAUAAUAAAUAGCUUUGUAUAUGAAAAUGGGCUGGAAUCAAAUUAAAAGAAUGCUGUUCCUUUCCUCGGUUGGUUUGUGAGUCUCAGCUCAUGGCGUCUGGUGAGAACUCGGCCUUCACCGAGUGAGCGGGCAGAGGCCUGAAUGCAGUGCUUGCUAAUGCAUUACUGCUGCUUCUCAAGUGAGCAGAGCCGCUUCUGUAGCCUUCUGUGCACAAGAUAAACGUCAUGCUAAUUGACCAAUUUUUGUCAUAUGUAACAACAGAUAUUAAGCCUUUCGUUUUAAAGCCACCUCAGAAAUAUGGCUACAUUUUUUUCCCCAGGAAAUGAUCAUACGCCAGAAAUCUUCAUUUGUAGUUUAUCAAAUAAUACAUUAGGUUGAGGUUUUUAAAAAACUUUUAUUUCCUUUCAUAAUUAAAAUCUUUUAUUCAUCAAUUUUUGAUUAAUGUCUAAAUGUUGACCUAAUCCUUCUGUUUCUGUUAAAGUUAAUAGAACCUAAUCCAUGAUAAGACAGAAUCCAAGCUCUGUUGGAUUCUUGCUAUGUAGUACUUUUGUCUCCAGAUCCAGUAAAGCAAGACAACAGAAAUGAACAUUAACCUUUUUCUAGUCUGGUACCAUUUGUGCGCUAUUCUACCUCUACUGAAGACACUUGGCUAGAAUUGGAAACCUCUGCAUUCAUUCAUCUGGUGAGAUUUGUCAGUCACAGGACAAUGAAAGCCAGGGCCCUUACAGGCUUAAUUAAGUCUGCCUUGGAGAAAGCCAAAUACCAUCUGACUUCACUCAUGUGGAAGAUAAAAGAGCAAAAUCAGCAAACACAUAGAUACAGAGAAUAUAUUGUUAGAUUGGGGGAGGGUGAAAGGGGUAAAUGGGUCAUUUAUACAAUGAUGGAUGGAAACCAGACUUUUGAUGGUGAGCGCCAGUCUAUACAGAAAUCGAAAUAGAAUGAUGUACACCUGGAAUUCAUACAAUGUUAUAAACCAGUAUUGCCUCAGUUGAAAAAAAGACCACUUUGCUUUUGUGAAAUAAGUCCAUAACACCAUAUCAAGCAUCAAAUAAAUGUAUUUGUUUUACACAAUAUGCUGAAGCUUAUAAUUUCUCACCAUAUAAUGUUUAUUUGGUGAGAAUCUGAGAUUAAACAAUUUUUUGAAGCUUUA
Molecule: messenger RNA, 16830 nt
Organism: Equus caballus (horse)
Lineage: Eukaryota; Metazoa; Chordata; Mammalia; Perissodactyla; Equidae
Gene: NBEAL1
Product: neurobeachin like 1
Biological process (GO): intracellular protein localization
Cellular component (GO): membrane; cytosol
Molecular function (GO): protein kinase binding
Source: RefSeq, a predicted model, not a curated record